AUGGGAACAAGCACCCACAGUCCCACUUCGCUCCACUGGUGCCUGGGAAAGUAUAGCAGCAGCAUCUAUUACCAGAAUUCAUGCAAAUAUGCCAUCGUGCAGCUGGUGCACAAGAUGGGUAAAUUUCUCCCGGUGAAGGAGAACAUAACAGCCAGAGCUCAGCCUGAUCUGGGGCCAUUGGUACCCCGUCAUGGAAGGCAGUUGGGGGAAAAUCCACUAGCUCUCAACAGCCUUGCUGACCCCAAAGUCAAGUUCAACCCUGAUUUCAGAGAGCAGAACAAAGUUGGAAACAAAGAAGACAAAUCCAUCCCUGUAGGAGCAAGCCACUCCAGCAGGCUUUUGGGCAGUGGUAUGCUAAAAUGGGCAGAUGCUCAGUGUAGCUCUGUGCCCUCGGGAGACCAGUCGCUGUCUUUCCUCCAUGGCCUCCCCAAACCCAGCCCAAUAGACUGGUCUUUGGAACACAUGACUAGGAAUGGCCCAUGUGGGUUCGAGAGCCUUGGUCUGAGGUCAAGUGAAGAUGAGUCUCUUCUGGCCAUGGUUGGAAGAGAAUUUAAAGUGCACCCCCCAAGUUCCAAUUUGCUGGAGAUGCUGGAGAAAGAGCUGAAAGUUUUGGAUCCCAUCUCUUCUGGGCUUCUUCUUCAAUCCCAGCUGAGUCGACUGCUAAUAAAGCACGAGCUCCCUCUUCAGUUACCCACUGUCAAGUUGCUUUUCCAGAGGUUCACUCAGACCAGAUUCUCAGAAUUGGUCAAUUAUAAAAAACUGCUGUGGUUUUUAAGGUUAGCAGCAUCCAGUGAAACUCAAAGGAGUGAGCCCACCACUGACGACAUCCCAGGGAAAAAAGAGAGUCUUGGCCCAAGCUCAUCUUCCGAAGCCAGUGAUAACCUAAUCGAGCUUCUCAGGAGUCCCCUGAAGAUGUCCAAGGAUCAACUCAACUUUGAAAACCUUCACCUGAGUUUUGAAAAGGAAGACCAACCAUUUUCUGGGCAUCUGCCACCCUCCAAGAUCAAGGAUAUUUGUGAGAAACAUGGACUGAUUCUGACCCCAUCACUAAUGGCAGCUUUGGGUAGCCACCAGGAUUUGAAUAUACAAGAUGAAAUCAAAUGGCAAAAGUUGAUGGAGUUCUUGGUCAAAGCUUCCUCAGAUGGGUCUUCUCCUUUGCCCCAACCUUCAGGAACAGAGAAAGCAGAAGUUCCAUACAGUGUUGCAGCUACUAAAGGUUCAGAUGCAGCUCAAAGCUUGACUGAAGAUCUUAAGCAGACAGAAGAUGGGGAGCCACCGCCUGCAAACCCAGCUUUGGAGACAAGGGCCAGCAGAAAGAUCCGACCAGCCUCACAGCCACACCUGAGCCAACUUGGGAACGAGGAGGCCCAGCGUGAGACGUGGAUGGACCGGUUCCGAAAGCUAGAAAAUGCCCUCUACUUGUGUGACAUGAACAAUACAGGUGUACUGGAGAAGGAGCGAGCCAGGCGUCUCAUGCACAACUACAAUCUCAUUUAUAACCUUGCCCUCAGCCCUCUGAAAAUUGAUCAGGCAGUCCGGAGGUUCCGUGUAGGAGAGAACCUGUUCUUGGAGCCAGCACUACGGUACCUGAAGGAGCUGUGA
Molecule: messenger RNA, 1602 nt
Organism: Gracilinanus agilis (Agile Gracile Mouse Opossum)
Lineage: Eukaryota; Metazoa; Chordata; Mammalia; Didelphimorphia; Didelphidae
Gene: C4H1orf87
Product: chromosome 4 C1orf87 homolog
Exons: 11
Coding region: 1-1602 (533 amino acids)
Source: RefSeq, a predicted model, not a curated record